Molecule: messenger RNA, 2151 nt
Organism: Helianthus annuus (common sunflower)
Lineage: Eukaryota; Viridiplantae; Streptophyta; Magnoliopsida; Asterales; Asteraceae
Exons: 3
Coding region: 1-2151 (716 amino acids)
Source: RefSeq, a predicted model, not a curated record
AUGGAGCACAGCCCAACAACUCAGUAUCUCCGACUUCUAGAUGAACUCAGUACCGGUGACUGCAGAAUUCCUGGCUAUGUUACUAGUACAUUGCUAAAAUACGCGCAACCUAUAUACCGAUCAGAAAGAGAAAAAAAGUACAGCGAACCUAUGGUUUGGAUUGGGUUGUAUAUCGCGUGUGCAUCUCUUGUUUGCAUCCUUACUAUGGUGGCUGAUUUAUUACAUGGCAUGCGUAGGGGGAAGCUAUGGUUCCCGUGCAAGUAUUUUAGAAUCAAUUCUGCCUUUCUCACUGUAAUAUCCGUUGCAAUGAAGUUACCGGUGGAUCUAAGUGGUUCCAUGCCUGGUGAUGUGGACCAAGUGGCAAAGCUCGGAAGCAUGGCCUUCAUGUGCACCAUGAUGGCUAAUUUAUUGCCUUGUUUAUCAACCAUGGACAACAAUGCACUCUGGUCGAACAUCACAGCUUUGUGUCUUCUUGUGAUCACAAUGGUUGUGAAUAUUUGCAUUCAAAUACAAACAGGAGUUGUGUCCUAUAAAGAAGUUGCCCCUAUUAUCAACGUUAUUUCCCCCUUAUAUGAGGUUAAAAUUAACAAAGAUCGUAAUAUCAUACUAGCCUCCAUUUAUGUGACUUUGUUACUUUGGUUGUUGCUAGUACAUGUAUGUUCAUGUUUAGCGAUUCUAAAAUCCAAAAAGAUUAUAGAAUCAAAAUACCAACAAGGUCACGAUCGAGCUUUGAAAGAAAUCAAACAGUCAUCAGGAGAAUUGUUAACAGUUGAGCAGCUGCAAAAACAUGUGAAGAACCACUGGAUCAUGGCAGGAAGUGGCAGCCCCCAAUUCAUAACAGCUUGCUUUCGUACCACAUCUGCUUCUGGGGUAAUAUGUGUUUUUGUCACCAUCUUACAUACUCUUACUAUGUUCUGGAGUAUUGAUGCUAUUAUGGAAGAGGACUGUGAUUCAGAUUAUGGUCGAUCCAUGAUAGCAAUUGUGAUAGUACAGUUUAUUGGAGUCGUGAUUGGUACAAUUGCACCACUUUCUCGAUGUUUUGCAGCCUUAAGCUUUAAAGUGUCCCUCAAAAUAGUUUCAAACGAUUUUAAGGUUUUUAAACUAAAGAGCUACUGGACAUCGAAGUUAUAUGACUGGAAACGUGCUAGUUUAAAGCUCCCAUUUCGUAACCACAGUCUCAGCGUCAUCAUCGAGACUUCGAAAAAGCUAAUUCUCUACAUUUGUAUAGAAUUCCAGGGGGGAUUUGUUGUGUUUAGUUCAUUGGAAGAAAAGACCAACUUCUUGGAACGAAACGAAGAUCUUCGUCCAUAUGUUUUGCAACUUGAAGAUGAGAUGGAGCUUGCAAAGAGAACAUUGGAGGGCCUUUCAAAAUCUGUGAACCGAUUGAUCCAAAAUGGUGAAAAGAGCCACGCCAACGAUAAUCUCAUGAGGCUAAUUGAACAAAACCCUGCCAGAGGUUUCCUGGGAGUUGCGGAGUUUGACAACACAGAUGAGUAUGACAUGCAACAUGUUCCAUUUUUACUACUAAAAGUAGAACAUCAAAAUUGUUGGAGCUUACCGGUGGUAACCCUAACUACCAUCGCGAUUUUGCUUCCUAAAAUAAAAAAGGUGGACGUUGAUAACUUGUUGAAAGGUGUGGAGGAAGGUCUGCGAUACGUCAAACUUGUUGAAGAAAACCUGAACGCUACCAAUGACUUUGUAAGCGUUCAAGAGGCUGCAAAAACUUUGUGGAAAGAAGUUGACAUCGACCACAAAUGGUUAGGACACAAGUUGCAAGACCCCUCUUCUCAAGUGAAAACCACUAGACAGAUUGUUGAAUGGUUCAGGGAUACAUCUGAAAACAUAGUUUACUCGGAGGUCGCAAGUAGGAAAGAUGAUUCCAAAGGCAGGUCUAUGUGUGCCAACUCAAUGUAUCGUAUAACCAAAACGAUAUUGAGUACCAACAGUGCCAACAUUGAUGAUGAGGAUAGCCAAAAGGAACUAUUUGGUAACUUAUCAUCAAUGAUCACUGACAUAAUCACUGCUUGUCUCACAAACUUACCUCAAGUCAUUGAGAUGAAAUGCCACACUAGUGCAAUAGAGAUAAGGGAGGCCAGUGUCAAAGACGCAGCCCGACUUCUGGAUUUCUUAGACGAUAAUGUUCAUAAAUGA